AUGAAUCGGAAUUAUGAUAAAGAGGAAUUAAAUCCAACCAUUCGUUUAAAUCGGUCAUCAUCUCCUACUUAUUACACUCAUGUUGAAGAAUUGGAGGACGAUGAAGAGUUAAAAGGAAAUCCAAUUCAAUACAUGACAGCCGGAGCAAUGGCCGGACUCAUGGAACAUGCUGUCAUGUAUCCUGUUGACACCAUCAAAACCUAUGUCCAAUCAACAAAUAAGGGUAUUUGGCAAUCCAUCCGAGCCAUUGGAAGUUUGAAAAAUUAUUAUAGUGGUCUAACAGUGGUUCUUUAUGGAGCCUUACCGUCACAUGCCUUUUAUUUUGCAACUUAUGAAGCAGUGAAAAGAUUAUUUCAAGGAGGUCGUGAACAACAUUUUACAAGUAAUGCAAGUGUGAGUGCUAUUGCAGGUGUGGCAGCAACUAUUGGUCACGAUGGUAUUGCAACACCAAUUGAUGUGAUUAAGCAACAUAUGCAACUUAAAGGACAUAUUCAAAAUUACAACUUUAUGGAUGCCUCGCGUGAAAUUUAUGCCUUAAGAGGUCUAAGAGGAUUCUUUGUGAGUUUACCUACCACAGUUUUGAUGAACAUUCCAUAUACGAGUGUUCACUUUGUGACCUAUGAAUUUGUUAAGAAGAAAUUAUUCGAACAUGAUGACCAUGAUGAUCAUGAUCACCACCAUCAUGAUCACGAUGAAGACAAAUGGAAACAUGUCAAACAUUUUGCAGCUGGUGGCCUUGCUGGUGCUGCAGGUGGUUUGGUCUCCAAUCCUUUUGAUGUUGUGAAAACUCUUCUUCAAGUUGGACAAGCAUCGAAUGUGAAAGAAGCACUUGCAUUGUUGGGAUCAGAGUCAGGUGGACUCGUAAGAAAUCUAUUCAGAGGAUCGAUUCCAAGAGUGGUAUUCUUUACGCCCUCAGCAGCAGUGACAUGGACGACUUAUGAAUAUGUGAAAUAUGUGUUUAGAUUAUUCAAUAAUAGUAAUAAUAGUAAUGGAAAUCAAGAAAAGAAGUAA
Molecule: messenger RNA, 1011 nt
Organism: Naegleria fowleri
Lineage: Eukaryota; Heterolobosea; Eutetramitea; Acrasida; Naegleriidae
Exons: 3
Coding region: 1-1011 (336 amino acids)
Biological process (GO): iron import into the mitochondrion
Cellular component (GO): mitochondrial membrane
Molecular function (GO): ferrous iron transmembrane transporter activity
Source: RefSeq, a predicted model, not a curated record